UGAAGGGUUGGGUUUGGCAUUGGCAUUGAAUAAGGCCCAAUUUAAUGUGUUUGGUAUAAAGCAUUGGCUCUUAUUUGGGUUUGCUGAAACCCACUUAGGUGGGAUUACACAAACCCAUCUCCUACCUGGUACUGAAAAAUUAAACCUGGGUUUAUAAUAUUUUAUGACAAUAUUAUCCAUGGUUAUAAUAUUUUUUGACAAUAGUGCCCCUGUUGAGUUUUGCCCUGAUAAAAGUCAUCAGCAUUGCAAACCUCAAGUCGAACGCAUCUCCAUCGGCGCCGCAAGAGACUCAUCCAUCGUCCAUCGAUCUGCCCUGUUGCCAUCUCCUUCAUCGCGCCUUCAGCUGAACAAACAUGUCAAGUAGGUCUGGAAAAUCAGACAAGCACAUGUGGACACCCGAAGAGGAUGAAUUAUUAAUUCAAUCCAUGAUGGUGCUACAUGAUAAGGGAGAACUUGUAUCUGACAAUGGUUUAAGGCCACGUGUCUUAAACACUUUGAAGGACAUGCUUGAUGGUUUGAUACCUGGAAGUGGUAUUAAAGCCCAUCCCCAUAUUCAGUCAAGAGUUAAGAAGUUAAAAAUUAACUAUGGUGUGGUUUCUGACCUUCUUAAUUUAUCUGGUUUUGGUUGGGACCCUGAAAAGAAAUGUGUGACAGCUCCCAAGACUGUUUGGGAUGAAUAUGUGAAGGUAAACAAGAAAGCUGCUAAAUGGAGAAACAAGACUUUCCCCCAUUAUGAUGAGCUAUCUAAUAUCUUUGGGAAGGAUAGGGCAAAUGGAAAGGAUGCUCAAACGUAUGAAGAUAUCGUUGAAGAGUUUCAUGAUCAACAUGGGUUUACUUCACCCGUAGAAGAUACUCCUACUGAGCACAUUCCAACUGAUUCUCAAAUGGAUGGAUCACAUGCCAAUACUUCACCACAAGAGAACUCUCCAACUGAGCUGUCCCCUUCUGAUGCAACUUCCGGAGCGAAAAAGAGGAAGCGAAACAGCACUGAAGCUCAACCUUCCAUGCUUGAAGGCAUGAAAAUGAUUGUUCAAACACUAGCUGAUGGGUUGAAGGAGUCAUCUGAGCGUUUUGGCAUGCACCUUGAUAGAGUUGAACGUGAGAAACGUAUUGAUGGCAUGAGGUCGUCUCUCCUUGUUGAGUUGAAGAAGGUUGAAGGACUUUCCCACCAAGAACGUCUCAAGGCAUAUGUGAAGAUUAUUGGUGAUGAGAAUAUGCUAAUUGGCUUUUAUUCCAUGCCUGAAGAGGAUAAAGCUGAUGUGAUUCGCGAAAUAAUAGCAUAAGCUAGUAUUAGUGUCACUUGAUAUUUUGGUGUAUCUCGAUUUUUUGGUGAUCCUUAGUAAAGUUGCAAGAGGAUCCUUUAUAUGUAAUGUCAUGUUUAGAUGUCUAAUUUUUUGUGUAAGAUAUGGCAUAUCUUACUUGGGUGCUUGGAUAUAUGAGUAGCACCAUUGACUAUAUUUUGUUUCAAAGUAAGAUAUAGAGUAUCUUGCUUCCUUGACCUUAUUAAUUAUGAUAUGAUAAAUGACAUCCUUUGUUUCAUGUUUUA
Molecule: messenger RNA, 1546 nt
Organism: Prosopis cineraria
Lineage: Eukaryota; Viridiplantae; Streptophyta; Magnoliopsida; Fabales; Fabaceae
Product: protein ALP1-like
Exons: 3
Coding region: 354-1283 (309 amino acids)
Source: RefSeq, a predicted model, not a curated record